Messenger RNA from Aspergillus sclerotioniger CBS 115572, 2976 nucleotides. RefSeq names its product coatomer subunit gamma. Gene Ontology annotation, cellular component: COPI vesicle coat; endoplasmic reticulum; endoplasmic reticulum-Golgi intermediate compartment. Gene Ontology annotation, molecular function: structural molecule activity. The transcript has 6 exons. The record is from RefSeq and is a predicted model, not a curated record. Gene Ontology annotation, biological process: protein secretion; endoplasmic reticulum to Golgi vesicle-mediated transport; intracellular protein transport. NCBI's taxonomy places the organism in Eukaryota, Fungi, Ascomycota, Eurotiomycetes, Eurotiales, Aspergillaceae. The coding region runs from base 84 to 2834 and encodes 916 amino acids.
GUCACUCGUACGGGGUUCUUUUCCAACCCAGAGAGCGCUAUAGAAACCCUCUGCUGCUGCGGCAUUUCCUGCAGCCCGUCACAAUGUCUUACGUCAAGAAAGAUGAGGACGCUGAUCAGACCAUGAUCAAGCUGGAUCGGACCUCCGUGUUCCAAGAUGCGCGGCUGUUCAAUUCUUCUCCCAUAUCUCCCCGAACAUGUCGUACUCUCCUGACCAAGAUCGCCGUCCUCCUUUUCACCGGAGAGCAAUUCCCCACGAACGAGGCCACUACGCUGUUCUUCGGUAUCUCCAAGCUAUUCCAGAACAAGGAUCCCUCCCUGCGGCAAAUGGUCUACCUGAUCUUGAAGGAGCUCGCAAACACGGCGGAGGAUGUGAUUAUGUCAACCAGCAUUAUCAUGAAAGACACCGCUGUCGGCAGCGACGUUCUAUACCGGGCAAAUGCCAUUCGGGCUCUGUGCCGCAUCAUUGAUGCUACUACUGUGCAAGGUAUCGAAAGAUUGAUCAAGACCGCUAUUGUCGACAAGACCCCGUCGGUAUCCUCCGCUGCCCUAGUUUCCUCCUACCAUCUUCUCCCGAUUGCGCGCGAUGUGGUUCGCAGAUGGCAGAGUGAAACCCAGGAAGCCGCUUCUGGCGGGAAGCAAUCGACCGGUUUCCUUGGAUUCGGUGGCAGCUCUCAGGCUCAUGCUAUCUCGCAGUCAAACUUCAUGACCCAGUACCACGCAAUUGGUCUCCUAUACCAGAUGCGCUCGCAUGACCGCAUGGCCUUAGUGAAGAUGGUUCAACAAUACGGUGCGGCUGGUGUGGUCAAGAGCCCCGCUGCUCUUGUUCUUCUCGUGCGGUUGGCGGCCAAGUUGGCGGAGGAGGACCAAGGCUUGAGGAAGCCUAUGAUGCAGAUGCUUGAUGGCUGGCUCCGACACAAGCACGAGAUGGUCAACUUCGAGGCCGCGAAGGCUAUUUGCGAUAUGAGGGAUGUCACUGACGCGGAAGCCUCCCAGGCGGUUCAUGUUCUGCAGCUGUUCCUUUCCUCGCCCCGCUCUAUCACCAAGUUUGCGGCAAUUCGUAUUCUGCAUAACUUUGCAAGCUUCAAGCCCCAUGUGGUGAAUGUCUGCAAUCCCGACAUCGAGGCGCUCAUCUCCAACUCCAACCGCUCCAUCGCAACGUUCGCGAUCACCACUCUUCUGAAGACCGGUAACGAGGCCAGCGUCGACCGCCUGAUGAAGCAGAUCUCCGGCUUCAUGGCAGAUAUCACCGAUGAAUUUAAGAUCACGAUCGUCGAGGCUAUCCGUACCUUGUGUCUCAAGUUCCCUAGCAAGCAGGCUGGCAUGCUGACAUUCCUGAGCGGUAUUUUGAGAGACGAAGGUGGUUACGAGUUCAAACGCAGUGUUGUUGAGAGCAUGUUCGACCUCAUCAAGUUUGUCCCCGACAGCAAGGAAGAUGCACUCGCUCAUUUGUGUGAGUUUAUCGAGGACUGCGAGUUCACCAAGUUGUCCGUCAGGGUAUUGCACCUGCUUGGUGUGGAGGGCCCUAAGACUUCACACCCAACCAAGUAUAUCCGCUACAUCUAUAACCGAGUCGUUUUGGAGAAUGCCGUUGUACGAGCUGCCGCUGUGACCGCUCUGGCUAAGUUCGGUGUCGGCCAGAAGGAUCCUGAAGUUAAGUCAAGUGUGUCUGUUCUUCUCACUCGGUGCCUUGAUGACACCGAUGAUGAAGUACGUGACCGUGCCGCUCUCAACCUGCGGUUGAUGAGCCAAGAGGACGAGACUGCCACCCGUUUCAUCAGCAACGAAUCUAUGUAUUCCCUCUCAACAUUCGAGCAUCAGCUCGUGAUGUAUGUGACAUCAACAGAUAAGGAGACAUUCGCUGCAGCGUUCGACGUUGCCAGCAUCCCGGUAGUUUCACAAGAGCAGGCAUUGGCCGAGGAGCGGACUAAGAAGCUUACGAGCGCAACACCAACUCUCAAGGCACCAACUACUGGUCCGCCCAAGGGCAAAGCCAACGGCGUGGCCGAGGCCGUCACCGUGGCUGCCACCCAGAAAUACGCCGAGCAGCUUAUGCAAAUCCCAGAGCUCAAGGAGUACGGCACUCUACUCAAGUCCUCUGCACCUGUUGAACUCACCGAGAGUGAGACGGAAUAUGUUGUCACGGCUGUCAAGCACGUGUUCAAGGAACAUAUCGUGCUGCAGUACGAUAUUAAGAACACCCUCCCGGAUACUGUCCUGGAAGAUGUCACGGUAGUUGCGACGCCAUCAGAGGAAGAUGUCUUGGAGGAGGAAUUCAUCGUCCCUGCGCCUAAGCUGGCCACAAAUGGACCUGGCAUUGUUUACGUCACAUUCAAGAAGGUUGAUGGCGAGCACAGCGUUCCCGUUACCUCUUUCACGAACAACCUUAAGUUCACUAGCAAAGAAAUCGACCCGACUACCGGGGAGCCCGAGGAUAGCGGGUACGAUGACGAGUACCAGGUUGAAGAUCUCGACCUCACCGGCAGUGAUUAUGUUAUUCCUACUUUUGCUGGAAGCUUCGACCAUGUGUGGGAACAGACCGGUGCAAACGGCGAGGAAGUCAGCGAGACUCUGCAGCUCAGCAACAUGAAGGGCAUCUCAGAUGCCACCGAGCAACUAAUCUCCACGCUGUCCCUGCAGCCUCUCGAGGGCACGGACGUGGCCCUCAGCAACAGCACGCAUACACUGAAACUGUUCGGAAAGACGGUGACGGGCGGCAGAGUUGCAGCCCUGAUCAAGAUGGCUUUCUCCAGCAAGACUGGUGUGACCACGAAGAUCGUCGUCCGGGCGGAAGAAGAGGGCGUCGCCCCUGCUGUGAUUGCGUCCGUUGCCUAACCUCAUGGACUUGUAAAUGUGUAAUGGAGGCAUGUUCGCGAGGCGCACGAGUCCUGCAUUAUGAGAUCGGACCUUCUUCUUUUGCUCCUUUUCUUCUUUUUUCUCCACCUAUAAUUCUGGAGCCGAGUUAGAUGCGAUGAAU